AUGAGAGUGAAGCGUAUCCUGUUAGACACUGGAAGUUCGUCUGACAUAAUGAGCAUGGAGUGCUUCAGCCGCCUAGCCCACGAUCCCAAAACCAUAGAAAGCAUACAUUAUCCCAUCAUUGGUUUUGGAGGAAGUAUCAUACAACCCGUAGGCGUCAUCAACUUGCCGGUUCGAAUUGGAGAUCGAAAAGAUGGACGAAAGAUGGGGGUGGAUUUCCUAAUCGUCAAUGAUUUGACAGCGUACAAUGUCAUUUUGGGACGUCCCACUCCGAACAAAAUUACAGCAGUAGUUGUCACCCAUCUCAUGCUCCUGAAGUUCGUAAGCGACGAUGGGGCGAUAGGGACUAUACAUGGAGACCAACAGCAAGCAAGAGACUGCUACCUCACAACCCUCAAUCAGUCAGCAUGGAAGAAAGAUUUGGCAUAA
Spinacia oleracea (spinach) is the source of this 426-nucleotide messenger RNA. RefSeq lists its product as uncharacterized. NCBI's taxonomy places the organism in Eukaryota, Viridiplantae, Streptophyta, Magnoliopsida, Caryophyllales, Amaranthaceae. The coding region runs from base 1 to 426 and encodes 141 amino acids. The record is from RefSeq and is a predicted model, not a curated record. The transcript has a single exon.